Molecule: messenger RNA, 1170 nt
Organism: Aspergillus clavatus NRRL 1
Lineage: Eukaryota; Fungi; Ascomycota; Eurotiomycetes; Eurotiales; Aspergillaceae
Product: proteasome regulatory particle base subunit RPT6
Exons: 3
Coding region: 1-1170 (389 amino acids)
Biological process (GO): proteasome-mediated ubiquitin-dependent protein catabolic process
Cellular component (GO): proteasome regulatory particle, base subcomplex
Molecular function (GO): ATP binding; ATP hydrolysis activity; proteasome-activating activity
Source: RefSeq, a predicted model, not a curated record
AUGGCGCUCGACAACUACUACCGCAAUAAGAUAGAGAGCAUGAAGCUCGAAAUCAUUCAAGGCCAGGCUGUCCUACGCAGACUCGAAGCACAGCGCAACGACUACAACUCGCGGGUCCGUCUACUGCGAGAGGAGCUGGGGUUGCUCCAACAGCCCGGUUCGUACGUUGGUGAAGUUGUCAAGGUGAUGAGUACCAAGAAGGUUCUUGUCAAGGUACACCCGGAAGGAAAAUAUGUCGUGGAUAUUGCAGAAGGAGUCGAUAUCACAAAGCUCACUGUUGGCAAACGCGUCGCCCUGCUUUCUGAUUCUUAUAAACUGGAGAAGAUGUUGCCAUCGUCUGUUGACCCGCUUGUUUCGCUCAUGAUGGUGGAGAAGGUACCCGACAGCACAUACGACAUGAUCGGUGGUCUGGACCAGCAAAUCAAGGAAAUCAAGGAAGUUAUCGAGCUUGGCCUCAAACAUCCCGAACUAUUCGAAUCCUUGGGUAUUGCGCAGCCAAAGGGUGUCCUCCUCUACGGGCCUCCUGGUACCGGAAAGACACUGCUUGCCCGAGCGGUCGCUCAUCAUACAGAUUGUCGGUUCAUCAGGGUCAGUGGUUCGGAGCUUGUACAAAAGUACAUUGGAGAAGGUAGUCGCAUGGUGCGUGAGCUGUUCGUCAUGGCUCGUGAACACGCCCCUAGCAUUAUCUUCAUGGACGAGAUUGACAGCAUUGGGUCUAGCCGUAUCGACUCGGCUGGUUCUGGUGAUUCAGAGGUGCAGCGGACGAUGCUGGAGCUGCUGAAUCAGCUGGAUGGUUUCGAGCCGACGAAGAACAUCAAAAUUAUUAUGGCUACGAAUCGACUGGAUAUCUUGGAUCCCGCCUUGCUGCGGCCGGGAAGAAUUGACCGAAAGAUCGAGUUCCCUCCACCAUCGGUGGAAGCUCGUGCGGAUAUUCUACGGAUUCACUCACGAUCAAUGAAUCUGACGCGAGGCAUCAACUUGACCAAGAUCGCAGAGAAGAUGAAUGGAUGCUCGGGGGCGGAGCUGAAGGGUGUGUGCACGGAGGCGGGCAUGUACGCUCUCCGAGAACGCAGAGUUCAUGUUACCCAAGAGGACUUCGAUUUGGCCACCGCCAAGAUCCUCAACAAGCAUGAUGAUAAGGAGGUUGCCGUCUCGAAACUCUUCAAGUAG